AUGUCAGAAUCGCCUGUAUCCAAUGGAGUCCCCGAUGAGGAGGAAGAGGCGCUUCAGAGAUUCCUUGGAACGACGUCGUUCGGCAAACAGACCAAAGGCGCUCAAGCCGACCACAGAUUCGAGCAGAGCAAAAGACAACAACCUGUAAUUUCACAACCUGACAAGAAGGCCGACGAUGACUCGGAUUCGGACUCGGAUGACGACGAUGAGGAUGAAUACCCUGUGUCGCAUGAGAUGGUCUUCAAGACACACGACCGACCCGUCACAUCCAUCACGCUGGACGCGUCGGGAGGACGAAUGGUGACUGGCUCCAACGACUGCACUCUCAAGUUUCACGAUUUCGCUUCCCUCACGCCCUCGACCAUCCGCGCCUUUAAAUCCGUUGACCCUUCGUCCGUCAAGGGCUCCGCCUCGUCCGAAACCCACCCCGUCAAUCAUGUCUCGUUCAAUCCCAUCUCGCCUAGUACAAUCCUUGCCAUCACCGCUCAUCCACAACCGCGCAUAUUAGAUCGCAAUGGAGAGACUCUUGCCGAGUUCGUAAAAGGCGACAUGUACCUGCGCGACAUGCAUCACACCAAAGGUCACAUAUCCGAGGUCACUUGCGGCGUCUGGCACCCUCAAGAUCGCGACAUCUGUGCCACUGGAGGAACAGACUCGACCGUUCGUAUCUGGGAUGUGAACAACCCUAGGCAACAGAAGAACGUCAUUGUCCACAAGUCAAGAGCUGCUGGUUCUGCUGGAAGGACACGAAUCACUGCUCUCUCAUGGGCCGCCAGCACUCAGUCCAAUCUUCUUGUUGCCGCCGCCCUUGAUGGCAGUCUGGUUAUGUGGGACGGCAAUGGUCCUUACACCAGACCUGCUGCCGAGAUUCGCGAUGCUCAUACCAAAGACACUUGGACUAGUAGCUUGCAAAUCAGCUCAACUGGUCAACUUGUCCUGACGCGCGGAGGUGAUGAUACCAUCAAACUUUGGGACACCAGGAAGUUCAAGCAGCCUCUGAGAACUGUUGAAUUCCCCUCAAUGUCUAGCCAGUACCCCACAUCCAAUAUCUGCUGGUCGCCAUUAGGUACCGAGGUGCUCACUGGCUCUGCAAAUGGCGACCUCCAUAUCCUUAAUCCUGCUACACUGAAAUCAGAGUUGGUGACUCCAGUGACGCCGGGCUCUGCUCUGAUCAGCGUCUACUGGCACAAAGAGCUGAACCAAAUCAUAACCGGUUCGGCCAACGGAGAGACACAUGUUCUCUACAAUCCCAACAUAUCACAAGGAGGUGCAAAGACUGUCAUGCUCAAAGCCCCCAAGCGUCGUCAUAUUGACGAUGACCCUAAUCUUACCAUGGAUCUGUCUCACGGUAUUGGUGGUGAUGCCGUCAUUUUGCCCGGAGGUUCUGCUCCAUCCGCUGCUUCCUUCGCGUCGAGACACCCUACGAUUGGCCUGACAGCUUCUGGUAAAUCGAGAGAUCCCAGGCGGCCACAUAUCCCCAAUACCACGCCAUUUGCAAAGAGCAAUGCAGAUGAAGCCUACAUCAGAGAGCACAUUCCUCUCAGUGGCAUGCGUGAGGAGGAUCCAAGAGAAGCGCUCCUCAAGUAUGCUGAUAAGGCCAAGAAUGAUCCCAUGUUCACAAAUGCCUGGGCUGCAACACAACCAAAAACGAUAUACGCAGAGCUCAGCGACGAAGAAGAGGAUGGACCUGACAAGAAGAAAGUUAGGCGAUGA
This is a messenger RNA of Aureobasidium musti, 1713 nucleotides long. Lineage: Eukaryota; Fungi; Ascomycota; Dothideomycetes; Dothideales; Saccotheciaceae. The record is from the annotation of a GenBank genome assembly.